GAAGGACACACUUACGAGGGUCCUGGCGAUCAAGCUCCGUCCUCCCAUUCGGUGGCAGCCCUCAGACCCGGAAACGCAGGCGGCAAUGAUGGAAGGUACACACCAGAUAAUAGGCCUUACGAUCAUAUUGUGGGCCCCCAAGGCGGCCAGGGCGGUUUCGGCCCCAAUGGAGGACCGUUUGGUCCGAACGGAGGCUUCGGUCCAAAUGGCGGACCGAACGGUCCGAAUGGAGGUUUCGGCCCCAAUGGAGGAUUUGGACCGAACGGACCUAAAGGUCCAAACGGUCCCAACGGCCCAGCAGGUCCUGCUGGCCCAAAAGGUCCCAACGGGCCACCUGGCCCCAAGGGACCUCCUGGACCACCCGGACCACCGGGACCUCUCGGCGUGGGACUGGGAGCCCCAGGAAAACCGGUAUAUAAGGAAGGCGAUCGCACUACCAGCGGGGCUGGCAACAACAUUAGCGAUGGAGAUGCCGACGGCCCAGGUGGCGGUUCCGGCGUCGGUGACGGUGACAGAUACCGCCCUGGCAAUGGAGCCGGUCGCGGCGAUGGUGGUAAAUACCGUCCCGGCACUGGCUCCCGACCCGGUGACGGUGAUGCUCAUCUGGUCGGCAGUGGUUCCGGUCCAGGUCGUCCUGGCAUUUACCGUCCCGGCCAAGGUUCCGGUGUUGGUGACGGUGAUACUACCGGACCCGGACCUCUGGGCGGAGGCGAUAGAAUCCGUCCUGGUGGUGGUGGCAAUAUCAUUGAUGGUAAUGUCUAUCGACCAGGUGACGGUGGUGCCUAUCGCCCAGGUGGUGACCUGAAUAUCGGGGCCGGCUCUGGCGGCCGUCCGGGCGGGGGUACUGGUGGCUACCAACCCGACAACAGUGGCGCCUAUACUGGAGACACCAA
Molecule: messenger RNA, 893 nt
Organism: Drosophila mojavensis
Lineage: Eukaryota; Metazoa; Arthropoda; Insecta; Diptera; Drosophilidae
Exons: 2
Coding region: 86-805 (239 amino acids)
Source: RefSeq, a predicted model, not a curated record